GGCGGGGGGGGCGCGACCCGACCCGUAGCGCGGUUCGAGGGGGAAGGAGAGCUCCCGUGGCUGUAUCGGCCGUUCCCGACGGGGGUUGUGUUUGAGGCAGCCUGGAGGUGCCGCCCCGCUGUCGCCGCCGCUGUCUCUGCUAUCCUCCCCUGCCCCCCACAGUCUCGGCUUUCUGCCUCCGGCCCCGCUCGUGUGUCGCUGUGCAGGGCAGGGCAGGCAGGGUUGGCCUGCGCUGUACCGCAAACUCGCUCUUCCUUUUAAUUUCCACAUUGCUAUUUGUCCUCGAGUGUAGACAAACGAUAGGUGAGAAGGGGUAGAGGACAGAGCAGCACUGAGGUGACUACUCGCAUCCUUUGUCCUCGGCUCGUAGUAUUCACCUGUCUGUGGGACCUGCGCCUUCACAGAUCGACACUGAGUCUGUUUCACAAGAGCCUAGUGCAAGUGGAACCCCUCCAUCCAUUGAGGUUUCUGCACACUACAUUGUCUCAGAAGGGUCUGGAGGAAUUUUUUGAUGAUCCACAAAACUGGGGAGAAAAAGCAGUCAAGUCUGGGGAUGCAUGGAAUAUAAAGCAACUAAGGGGCAAGAGCAGUGAAGACUUGCACAAACUUUGGUAUGUCCUACUGAAGGAAAAAAAUAUGCUUUUAACUUUAGAGCAAGAAUCAAAACGACAACUCAGGCCCAUGCCAAGUCCAGAACGAUUAGAAAAGGUAAAAAAGUCCAUGAAAAAUAUAGACUUAGUUGUCCGAGAAAGAGAAAUUGCUUUGAGGCUUUUACAGACUGGCCAUGAAAAACCAGUACCUGGCGAGUGGAGACAUGACUUCCUGGGCCGGACGUACUGGUACACUUACAAGGAAUGGCCAAUACCAUGGUACUUGAACAAAAAGUACAAAAAGAGGAGAUUCUAUUACUUACCUCAUGUGAAUCAUUUCAUCAGACUCAGACUUGAAAAAGCUCUACGUAGGAGGGUAAGAAGGCGAAACCUAGAAAGGAAGAGGCAGAAGGUCUUGAAAAGGAAGUUCCCUCACCUUGCUGUAAAAUCUCAGAGCCAUUGACAUGUUGGAAGAGAACAGCAAGCAGUUGGUCGAGUAUCUUUGUGUCUGGAUCACCAAACAAGUUCUGAAACCAGCCAACAACUCGACUGAGCAUUCCUGAGACUAUCUAUGUUUUUGGUUUUUUUAAUCCACUAUUUGUCCUAAAUUAAACUUGUGGUUUGGAAUGAAAAUGGUGUAUAACUCAAAUU
This is a messenger RNA of Cuculus canorus (common cuckoo), 1241 nucleotides long. It is a transcript of the gene MRPL47, whose product is annotated as mitochondrial ribosomal protein L47. The record is from RefSeq and is a predicted model, not a curated record. Gene Ontology annotation, cellular component: mitochondrial ribosome; mitochondrial large ribosomal subunit. The transcript has 7 exons. Gene Ontology annotation, biological process: mitochondrial translation. Lineage: Eukaryota; Metazoa; Chordata; Aves; Cuculiformes; Cuculidae. Bases 637 to 1053 code for a protein of 138 amino acids. Gene Ontology annotation, molecular function: structural constituent of ribosome.